Notolabrus celidotus (New Zealand spotty) is the source of this 4237-nucleotide messenger RNA. It is a transcript of the gene esyt3, whose product is annotated as extended synaptotagmin-like protein 3. The coding region runs from base 329 to 2899 and encodes 856 amino acids. Gene Ontology annotation, biological process: lipid transport. NCBI's taxonomy places the organism in Eukaryota, Metazoa, Chordata, Actinopteri, Labriformes, Labridae. The transcript is spliced from 23 exons. The record is from RefSeq and is a predicted model, not a curated record. Gene Ontology annotation, molecular function: lipid binding.
UUAUUAAACUAACAAAUAAGAAUAGAUUCAUUUCAUUAGAUGAUGUUUCCUCGGGUUUAUUCCCAUGUCUGACUCUCUCUGGCAGUGCGCACUCCACCCAUUGGCGCAGGUAUGCGUACCUACCUUUGGGAAGUUUCAAACACGGAAGUUUUCCGGGCUGUCACGACUUAAUCCAACUCUACACCUCUGUAGUGGGCAGCAGACAGGCUCUCUUGUUUUUUGUCUUUAACGAACCGUGGACUACCACAGAAGUGAAUCUCACCGGUAAGUGAGAGAAAAGGACUCUUUUGGUCUUCAGGGAACCAGGUCUCAGCGUGAGUCUGGCCCAAUGGCGUCCGCCGGACCAGUGAUCCCGAGCGGCCCGGUGGAGGUAGCGGGGCUCGGGGGAAGCCUGUCCCUCCCCGGCAACACCGAGAAGCUCAACUCCUCCGCCGUCCACCGCAUCCUGAUGGAGUUCCUCAUGUACUUCGGCAGAGCCAUGUUCGUGUUCUACCCCGUGUACCUGACAGGGUACCUGGGCCUCAGUAUCAGCUGGGUGCUGCUGUGCAUGAUGAUGGUCACCUGGUGGAAGAAAAACCGACAGUGGAAAGACUCCCGGAUCGGAACCGCUAUUGAUUUUGUGGAUAAUGAAACACAAGUGGUGAACAAGGAGCUGCAGAACGCCCUACAAAUGGCAACAUGGGUCCACUUUCCUGAUGUUGAGAAAGUUUGCUGGGUUAACAAGGUUUUGGAGCAGGCCUGGCCUUUCUUUGGGAUGUACAUGGAGAAACUCCUUAAAGAAAACAUUCAGCCAGCUGUCCGGCUCUCCAGCCCCGCACUCAAAACCUUCACUUUUACCAAGGUCCACUUUGGACACAUACCUCUCAGGAUCACUGGAAUGAAAGUAUACACACAUGAAGUGGACCACAGGGAGGUGAUCCUGGACAUGAACAUAUGUUAUGAGGGCGAUGUGGACAUCGACGCAGAUGUUAAGACGCCAAUCACAGCUGGCGUCAAAGGACUUAAAUUCCAGGGAAUGAUGAGAGUCAUUUUAGAGCCGCUGAUCGGUCAAGCCCCUCUGGUGGGAGGUGUCACCUACUUUUUCAUUCGACGACCUACUUUGGAGAUUAACUGGACUGGUAUGACAAACCUUCUGGACACCCCUGCCUUCAGUUCAUUGUCUGAGGAGACCAUCAUGGACAUCAUCGCCUCCCUCAUGGUGUUACCCAACCGCAUGUGCAUCCCCCUCAUAGACCAGGUCAAAGUGGACCAGAUGAGGUUCCCACUCCCUCGUGGUGUGGUGAGGGUGCACCUGCUGGGGGCCAGAGACCUGGUGGCCAAGGACACAUACAUGAUGGGUUUGGUGAAGGGCAAAUCAGACCCCUACGCAACACUCCGGGUCGGCAAUCGUCACUUUAAGAGCAAAACGGUCAAAGAGAAUCUGCACCCUACGUGGAUGAAUGAAGUGCAUGAGUUUGUCGUCCAUGAGGCCCCGGGUCAAGAGUUGGAGGUGGAACUGUAUGAUGAGGACACAGAUAAAGACGACUUCAUCGGAAAGUAUCAUCUUGAUUUAGGAGAAGUGAAGAGAGACAAAGAAAUGGAACAGUGGUUUCCUCUGGAUGGAGUCCAGAGUGGAGAAGUUCACCUCAAGCUCCAGUGGUUUUCUCUCAAGACUGACCCCAACCUUAAUACAGAGUCCAAAGACGGCUUUGCUUGCGCCAUGCUUGCAGUAUAUCUGGACAAUGCAACAAACCUACCGAAAGACCACAAAGAGAUCUCGGAUCGUCAGAAACACGGGAAGCACUCGAAUGAAGCUCGGCUGACAAAGAGAAAUACUGGGCCCAGCUCCUUUGUGGAAUUUUCCAUUAAUAAUGACGUGCAGAAAAGCAAGGUUGUGUAUGCAUCCAAAGACCCGGUGUGGGAGGAGGGCUUCACCUUCUUUGUGCAAAAUGUGAAAACACAGCAGCUCAGUGUUCAGGUUAAGGAGCACGAGAAGAAGAAUCAGCUGGGUGUAGUCAACAUUCCCCUGCAUCGCCUCCUCAACACCUCCAACAUGACUCUGGACCAGCGCUUCCUGCUGGAACGCUCCGGAUCAAACAGCCAGAUCAAGCUGAAAGCCACUCUCAGGAUUAUGUCCUUGGAAAAACCUCCACCCAAGAUCAUCCUGGAUCCUCUCCCACAUGUCAGCCAGCAUGGACCCCAGUCCAACCAGAGAGUCAACGGCUCUGAAUCUACUCCCGCUGUUGCUACAUCCACUUCUCAAGGAUUUUCCGCCAACAGCCAAGCUUCAUCUGUAACCGGACCAGCAGGUUUCCAGAAUGGCUCUAAUACUGAAUAUUUAAAUCACCGCCGGGGCUCCUUCCUGGCCUCUGAAGCCUAUAAGUCACCCCCCUCCACGUCAAACAUGCGGCGCUUUGAUUCCCACAGCCUGCUGUCGGAGAACUCCAUGGCCUCUUCACGUUUUGAUCUUUCAAACGGAGCUUCAUAUCCUGACGCCAUCAGGAAACAUCAGGGUUCAUUUGGAGAAAUCAACUUGACUGUACGCUACGCAACUCUGAGGAAAAAGCUCAUGAUCCUGGUAAACUCCUGCAGGAACUUGUUCCCCUGCAGUGAGAAUGGCACAGACUCUUACGUCCGCCUGUAUUUGCUCCCUGACCAAACCUGGAGACAUCGCAAGAAGACACAUGUCAAGAAGAGGACGGUCAAUCCUGUCUUCAAUGACAAGUUUGAGUUUGACGUGACGCUUGAAGAGGCGCAAGCCAGGAAGUUGGAUGUGUCUGUGAAAAAUAACAAGAUGUUCUACACACGGGAGAGGAAGGACAUUGGCAUGGUGAUGUUAGAUUUUUCACAGAUGGAUCUCGUCAAAGGCAACACAGAGUGGUAUGAGCUCACACUGCCCGGGCUGAAGAAAUCCAUCUAGUGGGGCGAGGUGUAAAACGAGUGCUGCAGCUUAAAGAGCAGCUCCUCCACCGCAGCAGGGCUGGAUGCUGACCUGAUAAAUGCUUGCAUUGCAUUUCUGCAUUUUUCUUAUCAUCAUGGAGCAGAGAUGGGAUUUCCAAUAGCAACACUGAGCCCUGUCCAGAUUCUGGACGUGUUUAGUGUCCUACUGUUCUUUGUUGUGUGUAUGAUAAAAGGCGCAUACAGUUCCAAAUUACACCACUACUUUUAGUCCUACUUGAAGCAAAAUAGUAAUGUAUCUUGUCCAUAGACCGUAAAAAAUAUGGACGUAGUAUCCGUGACGUCACCCAUCUGUUUCUGAACGCUGUUUUGAAGCCAAUCGGGAGCGGCAGCCAUAUUGCUUCUGUCAAGCCAGUGUGAUGUAAAGAGGCGGGCUUUGAGCCUCCUAGCCAACAGCUACAGUGUCCCUGCAGGCAGCUGAGCCUCUCAUUGGAAGACUAGUAAUCUCAAUAACUUCAAAAUUGCCGAAUUAGAAAAAAAUUCACCCCCCUCACAGUGAGAGGACAUCGAGAAAUGAGCUAUUCAGACUCCACUCAUCUUUUGUACCUGACUGUAAACAUGUUUAUUAAUGCUGCAAAGAUCAGCUUUUACCCAUUCAUGUGUAUUUGACUUCAGGUACUUCCGGAGCCAGCCUCAAGCGGAUCCUCGAUGAACUGCAGCUUCUAACACUUCCGCAUUGACUCAUAUUUUUAGACCGGAGGUUGCCGCUUGAUCUUGUCCCAUGUAUAGAUUCCCUUUGAUUUUACACAUAUGAUAGAAUACUUGUAAUAAAUAUUUCUAAAUUAUAUCACAAAGACAAAUAGUUUUAAAAAAGAUUUUUAAACCAUUUUUUAUUCAGCGUUUUGGCGUAUUAGCAUUUUCAAGUUAAAAAGCAUAUUAUUCAGCUCUAAUGCUAAUCUUUUCAUUUUUAAAGGGAAUACAAUCUGUCAAACAUUUGCACUCUAAUGGAUGUGUGUAUAUUGGAUAUUCUUUUUGAGAGGUUUGUUUUAUAGCAGUUGAUGGAAGCUGCAGUUGAUCUUUUGUAUUAUUAUGUAAAUAGCUCUGUGAAUAGCUUUUAUUUAAUAUGCUAAGACAAAUGAUUCACAGUAGGAAAAAGCUAAGUGCAACCAGUUUUACUUAGGGAGCUGUACAGUUUGAAUUGAGCUGAGGAAACAAGCGAAGCUGCACUCAAGCAAGGCAUAAGAUCAAGCUCUUUAAUUUAGUGGAUCUGGACCCAGUUACUGGAUUGAAGGUUACAUAUUUUAAAGCAAACCCUUUGAUACAUAUCAACAAUUUAUUGAUAUUAAAAAUACUUACACAA